Pantherophis guttatus is the source of this 3632-nucleotide messenger RNA. It is a transcript of the gene IGFBP3, whose product is annotated as insulin like growth factor binding protein 3. Gene Ontology annotation, molecular function: insulin-like growth factor II binding; insulin-like growth factor I binding; fibronectin binding. Gene Ontology annotation, biological process: regulation of insulin-like growth factor receptor signaling pathway. Gene Ontology annotation, cellular component: extracellular region. The record is from RefSeq and is a predicted model, not a curated record. NCBI's taxonomy places the organism in Eukaryota, Metazoa, Chordata, Lepidosauria, Squamata, Colubridae.
AGAAGAGAUCAGAGCGAGCAAAGUUAAGAGAGCGGGAGCGAGUUGCAGGCAUCGAGGAGAUUUAAACGACAAAAAGAAAGGACAUUUAUCUUCUUUAAACUACUAUUAUUUUACAUCAUCUUUUCUCUCCUGCCUUUCUUCUCUCUUCUCCCCUUCCCCAAAGGGCAUCUUAUUUUAUCGUUUUUGAGGAGGGACUCUUAAGAAAUUGUGUGGCAAAUUGUUGGGGGCGGGGGAGCGGGAAAUAAUUUCCAAAGGAAGCGAUUUUUGUAGCUUUGAAAAGGAAGGAGCUUUGGAAAUCUAUACUUCUGAAUGACUGUAUUGGUAUUAAAGGGCAAAAUAGGGGAAUUGUUCCUGCGGCAGAACUGGAGGGACUGAGACUCUUUUCUUCCAGCUUGUUUCUGCGAAAGAGGCAAGCAGGACGUGUGCUUGUGCUCUGCCCCCGACCUACAGAAGCGUGUGUGCAAGAACGAGUGAAGUUGUACGUCUCUUUUUGUGUUGGUGCUUGCUUGUUCUUGCCCUGGGCACGAGGGGUACCCAGAUCGGCCAGUGCACACUGCUCGAGGCUGCUUGCAGACCCUUUUUCCUCUUUGCCUGCCGCUCUUGAUCCUCUUUUCGUCCCUCCUCCCUGUCGCUGUUGCUAUGGUGUCUGGGCUCUAUAUGCUACUCUGGGCAGUGGCGACGGCGCUGCUGAGCCGGCUGGCGGUGGCGGUGGGGCCGGUGGUGCGAUGCGAUCCGUGUGACACGCGGGCUCUGGAACAGUGCAAGCCCAUGGUGCCAGAAUGCCCGGAGCUGGUGCGCGAGCCGGGCUGCGGGUGUUGCUUAACCUGCGCUUUGCAAGAAGGAGAGCCAUGCGGCGUCUAUACCGAGCGCUGCGGUUCCGGGCUCAGUUGCCGGCCCCGAAGCGAUGAGCCGAAACCUCUGCAGGCGCUGCUCGACGGCAAGGGGCGCUGCAUCAACGUGAGCGGCGACACGGCGGCCGGCAGCAGCAGCAGCUCCUCCACCGCCGGCAGCAGGGUUCGUGACUUCCUCCUGCACGGGACCCACGGACCAGGGAAUUCCAGUGAUUCAGAUGAAGACCAGAAUAUCAGUAGUACAGAAAAUCAGUCUGUUCCCAGCACCAACAGGAUGUUAGAUUCCAAGUCACAUGUCCAUCAGACCAAAAUAGAUGUCAUAAGGAAAGAAUAUGCCAAAAAUACCCAACGCUAUAAGUACGAUUCACAAAGCACAGACACACAGAAUUUCUCUUCUGAAUCUAAACAGGAGACUGAAUAUGGUCCUUGUCGAAGAGAGAUGGAAGACACAUUAAACAAUCUGAAGAUUCUGAAUGUUUUAAGUCCAAGAGGAUUGCAUAUUCCAAACUGUGACAAGAAGGGAUUUUAUAAGAAAAAACAGUGUCGCCCAUCCAGAGGCCGGAAGAGAGGCUAUUGCUGGUGUGUGGAUAAAUAUGGGCAGCCACUCCCUGGCUAUGAUGGGGAAGGGAAAGGAGAAGUCCAUUGUUACAAUUUAGAAAGCAAAUAAGAGGAGGCCACCAUCUUCCAUUAAGUCUGUAUAUGGCAUCUUUACCAGCCAGAGGCCUUGGAGUGACUGGGCUACAGCAUGGAAUGCAUUGGACUUGGGAAUUCUGAGUUUUGGCCCCUAUCUAUAUUGGGGAAAGUCAAUAGCUCUGGAUUCUGCAGCUGCAUCCUGCCACUGAUUCACUUUUUGCUUUCCAUAGAUUUAUAUAGGGAGCUCUGAAAUCCCAGAUAAAUCUGCACUAUUGAUCCCCAGAAUGAAUAAGAAAAGAGAAAAAAGGCACUUCAGAAUGGAUUCAGGGAGCAUCCACUCACUUUGGUUUUUGUUUUUUAAAUAAUGGCCUGUGACCAAUUUGAUCCCGAAAGAUAACCAUGCUUUUAUUUUGAAGAAUUUGUAGACUGUAAUUAUUGUGAAGAUAUAGGUAUGACACAACCCAAGCUAGGCACUUUUAAGUUACAUUGGCUAUCCAUAUGUUUAAACAUCUUCUAUUGAAAUAAAAGUAACUUAAGUUGCAAUCUUUAAGCUUAAGAAAGAGUCCCAUUAAAUUCAGUGGGAAUUUAUAAUUGAUAAAUGUGUAGGAUUGUUCUAUUAAUAGUGCUUAUCUUGGGCUGAAUCAAACUCAAGGUUUUAAACUAAGCUGUUUUGUUUUUAUACAGGUCUUACAAGAACUUUAUUUCACGGGUAAAACAUGUUUUAUUAAAAGAAAAAGCUCAAAGAACUUUUAAAAGACACAUGUUUCUACUUGGUUAUUUUUCCUGUAAAAAUAUACUGUAUUAUGACUAUUCUGUUAGUCUGUAUUUAAUAUAAUUUUUUAAUAAACUAUUUAAAUGUAACAUCAACAUCAAAUGUUACCCAAUCAUUAUAGUGUAUGCUUCCAAAUUGUCUUUCCCAGAGACUUACCAAGUUCAAUGCAUGUUAAACAGGCAAUGUAAAAGUGGAGUAUCCACUGUGUGUGGAUCAAUCAAUAUUUACAAAAUUCUAGAUACAGAAAAAAGGAGUACUUUUCACUAGUUAAAGUGCAAUGCUCAUUAAAUUUUAACUAGCGUUACUCAUGAAUCAUUGUCCAAUACUGAGUAACAGAAUAACAGACUAACAAGAGUUGGAAGAGAUCUUGGAGGUCUCCUCAAGCAGAAAACCCUAUACCAUUCCAAACAAAUGGCUGUCUAGUCUCUUUCUAAAAGCCUCCAGUGAUGGAGCACCUACAACUUCUGAAGGCAAGCUGUUGUACUGGUUGCCGUAUUUUUCGGAGUAUAAGACGCACUUCUCCCCCCUAAAAGGGGGUGAAAAUUUGGGUGCGUCUUAUACACUGAAUGUAGCCCCGCCCACCUGCCCACCCCCACCCUUUGACCUCUGCCUCCCAGCAGUUUACCUCUAACAGCAAACAGCCUCUUUCAGCUUCAGCACACCCUGAUUAACACAAGCAGCUGAUUGUCAGUUGGAUUGGCCUCCCAACCCUAAGCUGUUUCAGGCUGCAGGGAUUGCCAUUGCCUAUUGCAGCACGGGCCUCUGCUGUUUACUGCAAAGAGACAAAUUGCUUGGAGACAGAUUUUUUUUUCUUGUACUAAUCAGACUGUGCUGAAAAUGAAAGGCUGUUCACUGUUUGCUGCAAGGAGGCAAAUUGCUGGGAGGCAGAGGCAGAUUUUUUUUUCUUGUUUUCCUCCCCAAAAAUGGUAAAUGCGUCUUAUAGUCCGGAGCAUUCUUAUACUCUGAAAAAUACAGUAAUAGUUCUCUCUCUCAGGAAAUUUCUCCCUGGUUCUAGGUUGCUUCUCUCCUUGAUUAGUUUCCAUCCAUUGUUUCUUGUCCUGCCCUCUGGUGCUUUGGAAAAUAAAUUGACCCUCUUCUCUUUGUGGCCACCUCUCAAAUAUUGAAACACUGCUAACACUGCAAGAAAUUAUAUUUCUUGACACUAGUCUGAAUUAGUUUCCAAAUAUUGAUUAAAUCAAUUGAGUAACCAUCAGGCAAAAUUAGAAAUAGUAGAUGAGAUAAGGAUUUGAUUAUAACAAAUACUUACCAAAUACCUUACUCGACUCUUAGAGUUUAGGACAUGAAAAAUGCAUUUCAAAGUGACAUCUACAAAAGCUUAUGCUAUAAUAAAUUUGUCAAUUUUUAAGGUGCCAUGA